CACCAUGGAUGUAAAGAUGGCAAGCCAAAAAUGAGGCCUAGUGACCGUCUGAAAACAGUGAAUAGAAAAAGGAACGUGUGAAGGGCACGGUUUUCGUUUCGAUCUUUCGUUUCUAUUUAGCGGUUUGUCAUCAAAAUGUUUAGUCUUUUAUUCUAAGAGAAAGACAGGGGAGGAUCGGUCACACUCAAAACAAAGAUAACGUGGCUACUGCUGAGUGUCGAAUCCCAUUACAGCAGGUGUAUCUUCCAGCUUCUUUUGUCUUUUGUCGCCUCCUUUCAUUCAACGAUUAAAUUUUAACAAGGCAACCAUAUAUUUGCUCAAGGCUAUAGUGCGACUGAGAGGUAUCUCUAAACACGACGGCUUCAUUCUGAACGGAUGAGGGAAAAGAAAGCCAAGAAAGAAUCCCGAGUAAGUUUCAACCAUUCAGUUUAACCAGACGUUCGACAUCCGUAACAAUUAGAAUUUAGACUUAAAGCAUUUAUAGUUUUCACCAGAUGAACUAGCCAUGAAUUCCAAGUAAAAUUGUCUGGCAUGCUUUCCAGACAAACUUUUUUAAUUAGCGCGGCUAGACAUCUAUAAAAACAUUACAGUGUACUCGCCGGUUUCAUCCAGGUUUCUCCAACCGACUUUGGCACUAAAUAACAACAUGUGGUCAAACCCAGUUAGCAUGCAGCUCAACCCUUUUCCUUUUUACUUUUUAAGAGGACUUAUUCCGAGUGCUGUGCGCGAAUAUUUAGUUGAAAAACUCUUACGCGAUAGCCUUGUUUUUGCCUUAGUCCAAAAUCGUUCAAAGGUGUUUCGCUUAAAUUUUGUUUGAUUUCGGCGGGGUUAGGCCCAAGUAAAGGAAUUUAAGAUAUGCUGCAAUGUUCAACCACGUCAGUGGAGGAUAUAGGGCAACGCUAGGACGCAAAAAAGCUGUUUAACUAAGUGAAACUGCUUUUGUGUAGGAAAUUCCGAAGAAUGCCGAAGCUUUCCGAAGAUAAUCGAAACAUCGCUACUUGCAUUUCGUGACGAAUUACUCCCUGGGCUAUCAAAUUUCCCCGAUUUAUUAUAGACUCACGGCAUUUAUCCCCGAGAUACAAAGACGUCGGCUUAAAACUAAAUAACGCGUGGGUGAAAGUUAAGCUACGUUUAUGAAUUGAGCUACACCGCAAAGGUGAAACAACAACGUUCUUGAUAAAGAUAACUAAUUGGAAAUGGCAAAUAGCUGUAAAACGCAAAAGUAAACAAAUGAAAAGAAAUUAGACAUAAAUGCAAAGUUCAAUAAGACUCGUUUAAGGAUAAUACCGAGAUAAUAGUUUUUUAAGCUUCAUUGGUGAAACAAAGCAUGCCAUUGAAAACCCUAACUUCUUAUGUCGGCGAAUAAGACGACCUCAUUAUUCUCAGAAUUGAUAACAAACCAGGAUAAAAUUGCAAAGAUAAUACUAUAUUUAGCACAUUUUUCCUAUCUUCUGUAAUUACCAGUUUAAUCAUUCAAUACAUAAUAGUGUACAGCUUAUAUCGAUCACGUCCCCUCCUUGCGCGAAAGCAUAGGUCUCGUUUUUUUUUAGCUCUAAGAGAAUCUGUUACAGGCGUACUGAACGAAUGCUCAUGAAUAAGCGAAGGAACGGAAUAUCGUAACGGCAAACUUCAAGAUAUGCCCUGAUGAACCUUCUCUCGGCAAAAGAGGCGUGAUUAACUCUGUUAAAAGUGGGACCACUAUAUUUUUAUAACCCUUCAAGUUCUAAGUGUCACCAGUGUCAAUCUAUCCAUAUAUCAUCAAAAGGAAAGUUUGUCAGAAUUACUGAAAUAGCCUGGGACAAGGCUCCCCAAUGAGGGGAAAAGGAAAAAAAUACCGGCGAGCGAAGCGAGCCGAGAGGUGUAGUCUGGGGAGGGGAAAGACCACCGCUGGGCUUACUUCGCUCGCCGACUACUUUUCCCAUUUGACCCCGUUUGUUGCCUUUUUCCCCUACUGCGGAGCCUGGUCCCAGGCGAUAUCGAAAUGAUCACCAAAGAGGAAAAUAAAUGCUUUGAUCGUUUAUCACAUUCUCUCAACUAGUUCGUCAGGGAAUGAAUGAAGAUCAGUGUGGAGAAUUUGUCUGCAGUUAGGUUAAAAGGAACUCCUGUACUGUUUCUUUUGCAAGUUCAAAUGAUGGCUCAAAUCUUGUAUUUCCAAGGGGGAUACCGGUGUGAAUUCAUGUUAUUUGCUGGGGGUGAUGAAAAACUCCGUCAUCAAGUUCACUAUAUAUUUAAAUGAUUUUAUCUUGAAUCUUCUCCAAGCGUAGGAUACCUAUCUUCAGCAUAUAUACAUGUAUUUGCUGGGGGUAUGGUUUAAGAACUCCGCAAUCGAUCUGUUUUUCAAGUUUUUAGCACCGAUUCUCUCUGCUUUUGAGCUGAAGUGCUGUCUGACCUUUGAAUUUCGAUCACCUUUUUCUCACUUCUACGUUAGUUUCAGACAAAAAUGAACCUAAUGCAUAGCACUUUGUGUCAAUAACAAAUGGCAUUUUUCUUGCAAGACGUGUUUUAUUGUUAUUGUUUGUAAGGAGGUGUUCUCAGCUUAAUUGACCAAGUAAUUAAUUGAAAAUAUUGCACAGUUGGUGAUUAGAUUUAUCCAAUAGAUCUAAUAGAUGGGUGCAGUAAGAAAUAUCCUGCCGUCUCGCGUUCCAAGAGUUUUAAAAGAUCAAACUUCAAUGCAAGCGAUUUUUUGUACCUUUUGCGAUAAGGGCAGAAUGUAUCUAAAUCAGAGAUAUGACUGAUAGUAAAUUGCCUGCGCGGUCCUUUGAAUUAGAACCUUCUCAUUGUUCGAGAAUUUCGUCGGCGAAGCGAUAUGAAGUUCGUCAUAGUUCAUUGAAGUUUCUUAUAAAUAUAAUGAAAAUUACCGACUGUAAUCACUCAGUCUUUCACCUUUUGUAUCAUUUUUCGCAAUUAUAUCGCAAAUGUCAAAGUAAAAAACUUCGUGCAAAUGCGCAAAUAUUUUCUGCGUAACUUUUUUCAGGUGCAUAAUAAUCAGUCCAUGCAUUUGCUAACGAUUUUUACGGAACUGUUUGUUCUUUUGGGUUAGGGUUUGCCUCAGCUAGCUCGGGCAGGGUUAUCGGUUGCUGGCUAGGGUACCAUCUUACGCCUAUUUCCUGUUCAAUAUUUAUGUGAUUUUAUAUCUUAAUGAACCAAGCAACAACAUCAAAAACUGGAUGGAGCGUAAAAUAUCUAAAAGUAUCUUUCUACACCAAUCCGAGUGUCCAUGAUUGUCAAUCGAUAUCUCAGUAACGGGACUCGACUCCCCGUCGACACAGAAAAACAACUCGCAAUCAAAGGGAACUUACAAAAAGUGCUUACCAUUGUUUCCGUAUACAAACCUAACUCAUUAGGUUAGUUUUCAAAAGGUUAUUAUAUUAUUUGUUUUCACAAGUAUUAACUCAUAAUAGACGGAUCCACGCCACUCAUUGGUUCAUACCGCCGCAUUGUUAUAUUUUUCGCACUUACAAUUCUCUCUUCCCUCUCGUUGCUGGCUUGCUGCACGACUCAGACCAGUAAAUCACUGCAGCAGGUCCAACUUGAAGACAAGUACUUCCUCCCCGGGGUCACACGGGGAAUUAUCCCACGCUAUACGAGUUUUUCUCAGGAAUGAAGGCUCGCUUCGAGGGGAAGUGUGUUGACAUUAAGGAAUGCGAACAGACGAAUCUGAUUGGAUUACGCAUUAAUUAUCAUCAACAAGUGUCAAUCAUUGACUUCAAAAGAUUGUAUUUGAUUUUACAGUCCAACAACGUAGUUGCACGUUUUCUGAGCAUUAGUGAUCUUUAGUUGUCGUCGAGAGUUUUAUAAACCAAUGAUCCCUUAUGACACUGGUGAAGGGUAAUUUCAGCUUAGUGGAUAAAAUCCAAAGUUGUUGUGUCGCUGUUUGAGUGAAGGGAAAAGAGAGACAAUGAGAAAGACGAACAUAUGCUCGGUAAGAAAGCGAUGUCAAACCAAAGGGAUGCUUCUUUGGCGAGCCUUUUGUGCUUUCAGGACUGUUGUCGAGUUACAAACAAGUGCCGAUGACUAACCACGAGUUUUGCUCAUGUGUGUGUGCGUUUUUCUAUUAAACAGAGUAUGGUGGCCCACGAUGAGGAGGAGAGUGGGAAGACCUGCAGCAACUGCGGUGAUUUGUGUCCAGGGUUUUCUGCCCAUUAUUGGCGGUAAGUGAUGGAUUGCUCUAUUACUGUAUUGUACAUACAACAGCUUUUGAAAUAAUCAGAACAACGGCUAAGCUGCUUUGUUCCCAGCAUGAAGGUAGUGGCAUUAUUUCCAAGUGACACGCAAAUGAACGCACAAGUACUCAAAGAACAACAACAAGUGUGCCCUGAGGUGAAACAGUCAUUCGCCUUUGGGAUAUUACUGAUAUUGUUCCUUGGAAUUUUGUGUAUUUGAGACUGCGGACGCCACCAUCAGUCCUCAGCUCGUGGCUUUGUCCGAAAGAUUAGAUAGGCAUUUAAGAUAGCGUGGGAUGCAUGUAUGUAGGAAGGAUCGAAUGAAACAGAUACAGCUAAGAAGAACCCCACGCUCUUUUCCUCUUUGUCACCUUGCGAAGAGAAAGAGAUGACGGAAUUCGUUGUGUCGACAAUAGUAGAGCCAAUUUUGCGGCCCAUUGCUUUUAUCGUUGAGAUUGACUUAAAAGGUUCUUGGUUUCUGAGUAAGCAUAGCGAGGUUCCAACAAUAUAGCUUUUCGGAAAGUUCGUAUAAAUAUCAGUGUUUAUCGGUGAGCAAACGACUUUAGCUACGGUGGUCUUCUUGAGACACUCGCUAAUGUUUGUUUAGUAUCGUUUGAUCAUUGAUCCAGCGCAGUGGUGUACCGACACACUUGAGACCUGCUGUCUCGUCCAUUUAAACUCUAAACACUGACACGAAUCGGAAGAACUGUUUAGAAGAAUAAAGAGAUCCUUCAAUGAAGCGAAUGCGUUUAGCAGACACAACAGUGAUUUGGUUGGACGGAAGGAUGAGCGGCUCAUCUAUUUUCCGAAUUCUAACACACUCUAAAGGAGGUUACGCGGUGAACCAAACUGUCAACCUGAGAUAAUACGGGUGGGAAUUUGGUCGCUUUUCGUCAACUUUGACCCAACAAAGUGCUACCUUUUCACAAAUUUUGCUGGCUUGCUGGUUCAUGGCACAGUUAGAUUAAGUAAAACUUGAGCUGGUUUAAGACGUCGUGCGAUAACAAAGUUCAAUAGUUGGGUUAUAGAGAGAGCGAAUACGCUCUUAAUGACUGGUAAUCCUAUAACAACAGUCUUCAGUUUCGUUUAGUAUAUCUUCGCCCGGAAAUUACUCGUCGUGCGCUGCUGAGAAAUGCCAUUUGUUCACUUGAUCAGAAGGAUCGCGCGCGGCUGGCAAAGAAAGAAGUCGGCUUUCCUUACCGCUUGAAAUUUCUUUGAUUACCCGGCCAAUAAGUUUUGUGCGGUGGAACAGAAAAUAGGAUAGAUCGAGGGAGUAGUAGAAAAGGGUUAUUUCCGUCUGAAAAUGUCGCCGUUGCAAAAACAGUUUCGAUAUCCGCACCUUCCUUCUAAACACGACUAUCUUUUUUUUUCCUUUUAAAUUGGCUAUCCGUACAACCGACAAGUUUUUGGGAUGAAAAAUGUUGUUCCAGCUGAGUCAAGAAACACACGUGUCGGCUUGAAGUUCUUAGGAUGUUUCUUAUCCAGGACUUAUUUUUUCGCCGCUGAUUGUCAUUGUUUUUAAUCGAAUCUGUUUAUUUUCGGAUCUGAAAAGUUAAAAGAACAUGUCGGAUAAAUAUGAAAGAAUGCAUAUCGUUUUCCCUGCGGGCAUGUUAGUAUCACGAAUCACAUGUUUGACCCGCCUUAUGUGAAGUGGCAGAUUCUCGCGAUUCUGAAAAUUUCUUUCCUCGCAUUUUUGUGCAAAAAUUAAAGAGAAAAACCGCUAAAUCUUCAGGUGUUAGGGCUGACAGUGAACUCUGCAUGUGCGAUUUCUGUGAGUGCUUUUCUAUGCGUUCUUGUUACAAAAACACAUUGUAGUAUUAAAAAUAUCAUCCCAUUUGAAAGGAUAUUAAAAUGUAAUUAUUAGUUUAACAUCGCUGAAUCUUUUUCAUUAAAAAGGAAAAAUUUAUAACAUGGCAAUUUUCCAGUUCGUCCUGAAACAAUAAAAGCUGUUGUUCGAAAUUGAUUUUUGAAAUUGAUAUUUAUUUUGCAUCACUUUUAUAUUGUCAAUCACAAAAAGUGCACCUAGAAACAUUAUUUGGGUUUCGUUUUAAGCUUGUUGACGUACAAAAUUUUAUUAGACGGGAAGAAAUUUUUAAUCCCUUAAACAGCUUUUGUGGAAGUGUCUGUACACUACAAAACUAAGCAGGGCUGUUGUUCUGACAAGAGAAUCAUUGUAUAAAGUUGAAUUUUAGCCCGUUCGCAAUGUAUUUCAUCCAUUAUACGUACAAAACAAAUAAAUGAAUUGUUUGGUAUUAUUGGAGGACUGAUGUAUGCUAAGGUAGGUCUCUUGUAGGAUUUCCAGUUACUUAUUGUGUGGUCUUAUCCCUAAGAAUAGUGUAAAACCUAACCGAUAAUACAAUAAAUUGUCUAAAGAUGUGUUGAACCUUUUAUAGAAUUAGCUUAAAUUUAAUAAUCGGCAAAUCGGUUUUUCAUUUUCACUAAACGAUUUUUUUUUCUAUAAAUCGGAUUUGUUUUUAAGUAAAUAAUCUUUUCAAAAUGUUUGUUUUAGUAACGAUUGUCUUAAAUGAACAAAAUAUUGACGACACUCUAGCUUUGAAAAGGUGGAAUUUAUAUCAGCAAGUUGAAUAAAUUUUUCGCGACUCGAAGAGAGUCAUUUUGUGGUAAAGCAGCUACCUUUUUUGUUGUCAUGAAGGUUACUGUAUCUGUUUACUAAUCCUUCUCUUCUUCAAUGACUUUCUAAGUGAUGAAACUUAAACGGCUUUUGAAUAGAAAUGGUACUUCUGAAACCUUGUUAGGACAAAAUUACUGUAAACAUUGAAUUUUAAAUAGGGAAGUAUUAAACAAACAAUAUCUUCUUCCAGAGAGAUCACGUAUUCGAAUAUUUAAGUUGUAAAAGUACAUCUGCCAAUUCAUGAAUGGUUUCUUUUGUUAGAAUGAUUUUUAGUUAUUGUAAUACUUUAAACUGAUACAAUGCCAAAAUAUCAUUUUAUCCCAGAAACUCAAAAUGAAAUAAUGAAGGAAACAAAAACAAUAACGAAAAAUAUUACCAUUCCAUAGUUUUUUCCUUGUGUGUAACAUGGUUGCUUCAGACGUCUGGUUUCAAAAUUCCUUGGCCUUUCCCUGAAAAAAAAAAAAAAAAAACUUAAAUUCCCUGCCUAAAUAGAUACUUUUCCCUGACUUGAAAAAAUUCUGACUUUUCCCUGACUGUUUGUCAACCGGUAGUAACCAUGGUGGUAAUUUUUUUGCAUCUAUAGAAUUGACAGUAUCAUUUUUUAGUCUUGCUUGCAGCCAGGAAGUUUAAAACAGGGCUGUAAAUAAGGUAAAAGUGGUACUGGUUAAAAUGAACAUAAAAUGCUUUGAUUUUUGAUGCACCUUUGUGAAGCAUUUUAUUGUAACAAUACCCAGUACACAGCAAACUCAAAUUCCCUUUUGGAUCAAUAAAUUGAAAAUUGAUCAACAAGUUAUGUUCACUGCAUGAGACUACUGGCAGGUACCCCCUGUGUAUCAGAAAGGCAAAGCUCAAAAGAUUUUGUAUGUCUGCUAAUUCAGAGUUCAGGCAUAAGCACAUUGCAUGACUGUAGUUCUAAUUACUUUUGAGAAUGUCGGGUAGUAACUCAUGGAUACUGAAUACAGCCUUAAACAUCUACUAUUUUUGGAACAUUUUAGACUGGGAGAAGAGUCUAGAUGAGAUAAGCUGGUAAUUAGAAUAACAAUACAACACAACAGCUACUGUUUUGCAUAAUAUUUACACCCUGUAGAGGUGGAAGGAAACAUUGUUCUGUUAAAAUGAAACAACUCAUAGCCUUGUGUAAAUACAGGUGCAAAGGAGAUUUUAGUGUGACAACACGAUUGUGACAUGUCUAGCUUUGUGGACAGUGAGAGAGUUAAAUUUAAUUUGCAUUUUUCUUGGGCAAGUCCAACCUUGUCAUCUUAAUCAAUUCAGUACAUUUCCUACAGGAAAGCUAAUGUCACGAGUUGAUCAACAUAUGUUUUGUAUUAGUUUUACUCCUCUCCAGAACAUAAAGAAAUAGUGCUUUAAAAAAUCAUUCUGACUUUAUAAAUGUAGAAAGUUUUCUUUUAUUCAUUUGAAAUAUGUAAAGAUGUUACAUUAUUGAUGAAAAAAAAUUGAUAUUGUUUAGAUUGAGUGAAUGAGUCUCUUUUUGUUAUUUUCAUGUUAUGUGUCAAGCAAUAUUGCUAAUUGGCAAAAAGCUGCUGAGCUGGCAACCUUAGAUUGAUAGACAUUUCUAUGUCUAUAUUUGUCGCCUCUAUUUUUAUAAGAAUAAAUUUUCAGAAAUAAAACAUUUAAAGACAAUCUCCAUAAAGCUUGAACUGAGUUGCAGACUUGCAAUUCUGAGAGGUAGGGCAACAAAGCAAGUGUUUUAAUCACUGUUUUGAUGUUAAAUGUACAUUUGCAGAAGACCACUUCAAAACAAAGGAGCCAUAAUGAAUCAAUUUUAAUUUUCUUUCUUUCUUUUUGUUUAAAUUGUCACCAUUUUUUGUUUUAAUCAUGUAUUGACAAUCAACUUUUACAUGUAAAUUGCAGAAAAAUUUGUCAGCACUGCAAAUGCCCACGGGAAGAUCACAACAUCAUUUUGGAUGAUGCUAGGGCAGGUCGAAGUGUGUUUUUAGGAGACUCAAACUAUUCUGGUUUUCCAAGUGACGAUGACAGUGGUUGUGCUUUAGACGAAUAUGCCUGGGUACCACCUGGGCUAACUGCUGAGCAGGUAGGCAAAGACGACAAACAUUUUUUUAAUUGUAUGAUUUUCCCUUCCAUUCACAAAAGUUUUAAGUUCCAUCUACAAAAAUAUUUAGUCUUAAAAAAGGUUUUCAAUCAUAGGGUCUUAUAGAAUCUGUACAUUAUUAUCGCCUUUUAAGAAGCUCCUUUCAGAUCAUAACAAACAUAUUCACUGCAGCAUUCCUUUAAAAGAUUUUUGUUUAAGAGGCACUGUACAUUAUCACCAUUUAAAAGUGAGAAUAGCCUUUCAGAUCAAAACCAAACAUAUCCACUGCAGCAUUCUUUUCAAAAGUUUAUUAUUUGAGAGGCAAUGUCACAUGUACGAGUUACAAUCUGCUGUACUGUAGAUGUAUGGACUAAAGAGAGCAUUUCUAUUGUUGUUUCAUGAAAUAAAAUCCAUGAAAAUACGUAAUAAUUUGAAACCUUUCAUACAAGGCAAGAAAAUUCUUAAUGAACCAUGCCCAAGCAAAUUUUCCAAGAUACAUGUACAGGUUAAAAACCAUAGGAAAAUUCUAGGCCAGUAGAGUAUUUUUAAGGAAGAGGGAUGCAGUUUUACACUGUAAGUCUAAAUCUCUUCAAUGUUCAUCACGCAAACAUUUGGGUUUGAUGUUGUCACCGGUAAUUUUAAAGGAAAAUCUUGUUUGGCUCAUUAAGAAACGCUGCUUAGGAUUUUUUGUGGUAUCAGUGAGCUGCAAAAUGUGCCACUUAAUAAUACCACAAAAAAUCCUAAGCAGCGUUUCUUAAUGAGCCAAUCAAGAUUUUACUUUAAAAUUAACAACAUCAACCCCAAAUGUUUGCAUGAUGACCAAUAUAAAACAUGGUAUGUAGCAUACAUGUAUAUUGUGUAAAUUACACCAGGGCCGAUUAAUGAAAGUUAAUUGUCUUGAACAAGAUACAGUGAUAAAAUUAAAAUGAGAGUUUUCGCCUAAGUUCUCGUAAAAAAGUAUCUUCAACUUAUACUGUUGUUUGUCUUUCAUUUGACUGUGAUUCACAGAUUAAAUCAGAUCACCUGACUUAUGGAGUCUAUGCGACUAAUAUUCUAUUUAAGUAGCACUCUUUAGCCAAGGAAACUUUGAAAUAGAGGUUCAGUUCUGGUAAAACUAAUAUUACUAUUUAUAUUGAUUUAGUGACAUUAGAUAGUGUGCGUGUAUUGCUUUGCAACUUAAAAACGUGCGCUUAAUUUCCUUAGAACUGCCAAAUGUGUCUUUGUGGUUUUUUACUCUUAUACGUAGAAGGGCAUAAGCCAAUCAAUAGAAUUUGGUUCAGUUUGGACAUGGAUGAAUGAAAAGCAGCCAAACCAUAUAACAUAGUUUGUUUUCAGCUCAAGCAAUUUAAGCACACUGAAAGAACAGUCAGACAGUUUUGUCACAUGUUUCCUGCCUCCUUGUCACUGUAGGUACACGCUUACAUGAGUUCACUUCCAGAGGAAAAGGUGCCCUAUGUAGACAGCCAUGGGGAAAGAUACCGUAACAAACAGAUUAUUGUACAACUUCCACCAUAUGAUAGCGAGGCAAGGUUCUGUAAUGGCCUGACAGAUGAGGAAAAGAGAGAACUACGGAUCUUUGUCGCUCUAAGGAAACGGGAUGCAUUAGACCGAGGGCUGGUGAAACAGAUACCAGAUGUUUCCGAAGGUUACAGUUGUCGAGAGGUAAGAAUGUGUAAGAAUUGUCCUUUUUUCUCUGACCCGUAAAUUAUGCAUUGUUGUAUCAGGAUAAAUAUGUUAUUUUAUAUCUUUGGGGAGAAACACAUCUGCAGAAAAUUAUUUUCUCAGCAUUGUGAAAUCAGACAAAUCUUGUGUUAAAAAAAAUCACCCCUUUGACCACCUGUUCUUUAAUAACACUUCACUUUGUUUUAAAUUUGAGAGAAUGUAUUGUAGAGGGUAAUGUGAAAUACAAAAAGAAUUAACUUAGUUCUGCUGAAAUCAGGCAACCGUGACAGUAGAGUUAUAUUGAGGAGCAAAAAAUGUAUUUAAAAAUUCACAUUUUUGAUGGACAUGAUUUGAUUCAUGCUGUGCAAUACAAAACUGAAAGUUUCCUGGCAAUUUCAGUUUCCCCCAAUUGCUUUUUGCACGCUUUUGAAACCUUUUACUCUGUUGUUCAAAAGGGUACAAAGUAAUUAAGCUUUUUUCAGAUGUAAUUGAACAAUGUGUCUUAUUUGUCAUCAUUUCAACAAGUGGAGUUGGAACACAUUUGCAGAAAAACUACUUCUCAGUUUCUAUGUUCUGUAACUCUUGUGAACAGUCACUUUUAACCCUGUAAGACCUAAGAGUGACCAAAAUCAUUUUUCUCCAAACAAUUUCAAUACAGAAUCAAGAGAAAAGGCUACAAGAAUUAGUAAAAUGAGCAACAAAGGGAAACUGCUUUGAUAAUUUAAUAUACAGAAAUCAGUCUGGAGAAUUUGUAUGUGGAUACUGGGGCUUAAAGGGAUAAUACAUAAAGAAGUUUUAGUCAUGAAGAAUAUAUUAGUGAAAUAAAAAUUACUUCCAAAUUAACAGACACCAGGGCAGUGCUCUCAUGGCACCCACUGGCACCUGAUGCCUUCUUUUGCUCUUGGGUGACUGCAGCUGUUGGAAAUCUUAGUUUUUUCAUAGAAAUCAUAUGCUGUGCACCCUGGAUUUCACAGGUUUUGAGCAUUUGGGCUUUGGACACAUUAUUCGACUAGUGAUCAAAAGUAGUUGGUUUAAGAGAACCAGAUAUGAAUGUGAUGUUAGUAACAGGUUAUUAAUGUGAAUGCUUUCUUGCAGUGUGGUGAUCGUGUCUGUCCUGGGUCCAUGGCUGUCUUUGCUCCAAGAGCUGGUCAGAACACAAGCUGGCAUGCUGCUUGCUUUGUCUGUUGUGUAUGCAAAGAGCUUCUGGUGGAUUUAAUUUACUGUUACAAGGAUGGGAGGAUUUUUUGUGGAAGACACCAUGCAGAAACCUUAAGGCCCAGAUGUGCGGCAUGUGAUGAGGUAGUGCAUUCAAUUGACUUUUGAAUAAGAAUCACUCUAGCGAAGCAAUGUCACAGUUUCCUGUUGAUACUGUAUAACAUGACUUAAGUUCUGAUUUUAUCUCACCGGAAAUUCCAAAAAUUACCGUUCUACGCUUUGCUAACAAAACGUGACCAGGUCAAUUGAUUUCCCUUUUAAUGUUAUAUAGCAUCAAUGACAUUUUAGUUUUUCCAUCAUCUAAUAUUGCUUUUGAAGCCCUAUUGACUAUCUACAUGCAGCUGUACAUGUCUCUAUUGAUGGGUGAUCUACAUAAAAUCAGCAUACACUGUCCUUUGGUAUUCCUUUAUUGCAAGGAAUAACUUUCCACACGGAUGGAUUUGCAGUCACAUUUGGUAGAGCAAACUCUUACCAAACAGAUUAAACUUCAAGGAGUUUUCACUGCCUGACAAAAGGCAAUAAUUGUCUGAAAUGCUUUUUUCAUAAAGCGGUAGCCAAUUUCCUGUCGUAAAAUGAGAUUAGUUUCAGCUCUUUCUGAAUAAAGGAUGGCAGAAGGCGUGUCUUAAAUUUUGAGAUCUAUUUCCCUGAAACAAUGUCUUUCAAGGAUUUCUUUAAACCAGUACAGAUCUUAUUGUGGAGUGGAGCCUGUUAACUUGCUCAGUCUACUAGUAUGUGAACCCACUAACAUUUCCUUGGGAGAAACUAAAGAUUUACAUUAGCAUUUGAUCAACAUGUUAUCGCCUCUCAGCCAAUCAGAAACUCCCAUAUGCCUGGUUGUUGGACUAUUCAAAAUACCCAAGAAUUAGGGCAGGCAGGAUUUCAAUUUGACUUGCUCCUAAUCUUUACGCAGCUCCACCGCCAAAAAACUACAGCACUCCCACUAAUACAGCCAGCUACGCAGGCUAUAAAUUGAGCUAACCUUUCCUUGAUUUUGCUGUAUUUCGCCAGAUCAUCUUUGCUGAACAGUGCACAGAAGCAGAAGACAGAUGCUGGCAUGUGAACCAUUUCUGUUGUUUUGAAUGUGACUGUCCACUUGGAGGCAUGCGUUAUAUUAUGAAAGAAGGAAAUCCAUUUUGUUGCCACUGUUUCAAGUCAAUGUAUGCAGAGUUUUGCGAUGCUUGCGGUGAGCCAAUUGAUCCUGAUGCAAGUCAAAUGGAACACAAUGGACAGCACUGGCAUGCAACAGAGAGUUGUUACUGUUGUUACACGUGCCGCAAACCCCUUCUCGGACAGCCGUUCCUACCAAAGAAUGGAGAGAUCUAUUGUUCCCCAGAGUGUAGUCGUGGAAUGCCUGUCACCUACCAAGAACAUGAGCCUUUUUCCCAUCUGCAGCCUGAUGUUGAUGUGGUAAAAUAUUACAGUUCUCAGGAAUGCACAUCUGACCUGGGAACUCUAGAGUCUGACUGUGUAACCUCAAGCACUCCUUCUGCAUCAGGCAGAUUGAGUGCUCCCUAUGAACCAAGCACUGACGGUGACAGUGUGGAACGAUAUUCAGGCAUUCUGUCACAUCACAGGGUUGGAAAUUUUCAAAGACAAUGUCUUGAUGAUGCUUCUGUUGGAAUUUCUCAUGCGAGAUUCUCCCGAACUAUGUUCGGUGCUAUUGAAUCUUCAGGAUAUUCAACAGAUGUGUUUGACAGUGUGAGUGCCCAAGGAGGCAAUUAUGGUGGUUUUUACCUUGACAAUGAACGAUUUUGCAGGGGAGAGAAUUUUCAGGACAUUUCCAGGGGUAGACAAACAGUUGACCACGUAGAAAGAGCAUAUAGAGCUCAAAUGUAUGAAAGUAUAAAUGACUGCGACUUUAUAAGAGCAACUCCUAUAGACUCUGAGUCAACAAAGGAUAGCAACUAUGGAACUAUAGAGAGAGAUAGCAACUACAGCACAGAAGCGUCAUCAGUCAGUAGAGACUCGCAUAAGGCACGGAAGCAUGAGAAGGUGAAAGAUAAGCACACCUCAGGAUAUGCAUCAGAUUACUGUUCAAGAACAUCUAGAAAUUCAGGUCAUCGUACAAAAGUCAGACAAAUAAAAUACUAUGACAUAGACACUGAGGAUUUUAUUAACUCAAAAUGCUAUUUUAGUGAAGGUGAAAACUCCAGGCCAUUAUCACGGUCUUUGGAAAGUCUGACAUGGAGGCCAAAUGUGUUACCACCUCCUCCUCGCCGUACACACCGAAGAACUUCUUCUGGCACCUACAUACCAGCAAGAAGAGAACACACAAUGAAUAGGAGUAGCUCUACACCAAAGGAGCCUAAAAAGAGAGGGAGCCAUCAAAGCAAACCAAAAUCACCACAGUUACCUUGGGAAGAUCCUUUUGCUAACCCAGUUGAUAAGACCAAAUCAAAGCCUGUGCGGCGCCCAAGAAUUGCUUAUACCGAGGAUGGGUUUUAUGAAAGGCCCCAGCCUCAAAUAGUUAAGACAACUGAUGCAGCCAAAAAGCAGAAGUCAAAGAAGAAGAAGGAAAACUGCUUGGUUCAGUGAUGUACAAUUAUUAACUGCAAAGAAUUGAGAACACAGAGUACAUGCACAUGUAGCUCACAUGGUGACAGUUUUUGUGAACCAUCAGAACUUAUAAAUUGGUUUAAUGUUGUAUAGCAAAUUUAAUGGUAACAAAUGCUUUAAAUCCCACAAUGUGUAGCUGGGGUAGCACCCCAAAUUAAUUGUGUAGCUUCAAAAAUAUCCUACUCUUCUCGUGGACUGAGUAUUGGUUUCAAAUGCCUACCUGCCUGGAAAUGCCAGUUUAGGUUCAUACUUUUAUCUCACUCCCAAUGUAAUUUACAAUGGCAAGGAUUGUACUCUAAGGCAAAUUGAAGGGGUCCCAGUGCUCUGAACCUGUAAAAUCUAGAGUGCCCAGCAUCUGAUUAGUACAUGUAUGAAAAAAUUAAGAUUUCCUAGUCACCUGAGAACAAAAGUUGGGUGCAAGGGACUAGUGGGCUCUGCUAGAGCACAGCCCUGAUGAUCCUUGGGUCGCUGGAAGAGUACGGAUAUUAUUUUUUGGAAACACGCUUUAGAGCUGGCUAUGUAAGUAGGCUUAUUGGCAGAAGAGGCAGCUAUUAUAUUUUAUUGUUUUGGUUGUAUAUGUAUGGUUUGUUACAACUUAUAGUUUGUCAAGAUUUCAAUUUCGUUUAAAAGUUAGCCUAAAAAGAGAGAACUGAUUUCUUGUUUUCUUAUACCAAGAUCAAUACAGUAAAAACUUAAAGUAUUUAAAUAUAUUUCUCCUGUAUCUCUUUUCAUACUUCGAGAUAAAAAGAGUAAAUCAGUAAUAUAUAAUUAUUAUUAUUCAGAGAGAGAAGUCAUAUUUAUCCCAGUUUUCACAGUGCAAUGGAAUGGCAACAGAGAGUCUGUCAGGCCCAGUUCAUACGUUGUGCUUCUGCCAUGCUGAACUUGGUUUGACAAAAGCAUGCCAGAAGCACAAUGUUUGAAUCACACUUUUUUAAGUUAGUUCGGCAGGCAUUUAAGUUCAACAAGGUCUGCCAUGCUACAUGUUUUUGGCAUGGUAGUGAUUCAAACAUUGUGCUUCUACCAUGUCAAACUAAAUUCAUAAAUUUUGAUAUUAGUUUUCAGAAAUGUAAUUAUUUUUGGUUUCAUUCACAGCUGACUUGAAGUCAUUCUCCUGUCGUCUUCUGUUAUGCUUGUGUUGAACCCAAUAAUUACAAAUUAUUAUUGUCUUUGACACAGCGGAAGCUUGAUGUAUGAACUUGGCCUCAGAGUAAAAUUUUUAAUGAUACAGUCUUGUUAAGUUGGCAUUGUAUUGACACACUACUAAGCUUUUUACACUUUCUAUAACAAAAAGGAUGGACAUUUAAAAUGAUAUCCAAGCUCACUGGAAAUCCCUGAGUAUUGAGUUAACACCUAAGACGCUGAAUAUUAUAAUAUUAUCAAAACAGUAAGAAUGACCUAAUGGUUAGCAAAAAAAGUUUAUUAUUGUGGUUUAGAUUUUGUUGUGUUCUUCUUUUGGAUGUCCGAAGCUAAGGCCCUGUCCCACUUAUCCGGUUAUUUGUGAAAACAGAGAUUUUUUCACCAGUUUUAGCCUUUUAUCCACAUGUAAAUGGUGUUUUCGGGCACCAAAAGACGGGUUUUCAAUGCAAGUCCCCUGAGUGGUAAUUUUUGAAAAUGAUGGCUUCUCGUUUACAUGUAGACUGACGAAAAUGCAGGUUUUCGAAUGAAAUAUUAUAAUAUCAUCCAUCAUAUACUACUAGCACUAUGCAUGCCCUGAAAAGGGUGGUGUCGUACUUCCAUUGUUUAGCAUUUUCAUAUGGACAGGUGAAAAUGAUUCAAAUUUUGUUUAAAAAUGGAGAAAAUAAUCUCUGCCUUCAAAAAUAUCUGGAUAUGUGUGGACAGAACAAAGAUAGACAUAUAGAAAUAACAUGUCAUGAGCAUCAUAGUGUGUCAUGCAUAACUCUGAAACCAAAACAUAUUCACUUGCAAGAAUCC
This is a messenger RNA of Porites lobata, 16210 nucleotides long. The record is from the annotation of a GenBank genome assembly. Lineage: Eukaryota; Metazoa; Cnidaria; Anthozoa; Scleractinia; Poritidae.